Pistacia vera is the source of this 2925-nucleotide messenger RNA. RefSeq names its product WPP domain-associated protein-like. The record is from RefSeq and is a predicted model, not a curated record. The transcript is spliced from 4 exons. Lineage: Eukaryota; Viridiplantae; Streptophyta; Magnoliopsida; Sapindales; Anacardiaceae. The coding region runs from base 1 to 2925 and encodes 974 amino acids.
AUGGAAGAUUUUUCCGGAUUGUUGGAUGGUAGUCUCAAAAUCUCCACAAUAGAUGCAACUAUGAUGUGGAUUGUGUACUAUGCCAUGGACAAAGCUCAUGGAAAAGUUAAGUCCAAAGAAGGUGUCAUCGAGCGCUUGAAUGAGAUAUCGAAAUUCUAUGAAUUCGCAGUAAUUCAACUAGAAGGGUGUAUAAAAUUUGUUCAAGAUGAGGCAGACAGCUACUGUGUUGAAAGCUGCCAUGAAAAGGUCCUUGCAGACUUGACAGAAACUAGAGACCGGCUUCUGGGGCGUCUGCAGGAAUCGGAGCUAGCCAUCUCGGAAAAGGAUAGAGAGUUGAUGGAAAGAUUAGAGAAUGAGUUGAAGCUUCGGCAAGCGUUGGAAAUAAAAGAAAGAGAAGUGGUUUCUUUGCACGCGAAACUUGAGCUUGAAAGAAAGAAGAGUGAGCAUAUGCCGGAAUUCAGUCGAAGCAGUCCCGUAAGUGGGGAUGAGGAUAGAGAUGGUGAAUUUUGUGAGUUGAGGAAUUCGGCAGAUCAACAGGUGUGCAAUAUAAAGCAAAAGCUUCAGACGGAUCCUAGGCUCGAUGAGGAAAGGAAUAGAGGUAUUGAUGACAAAAAGAUAGAGCAAAUGAGCCAUGACAUUAACUUCUUAAAAGAAACUUUAGAUCAGGCUUUUAGGAAAAUGCAGAAUGCCAUUUUCUUGUCCGAGUUGGGGCCACAAGAGCAGGAAUGGAGGUGGAAUCUUGAGAAAGAUGCAAUUUAUAUCUUGAUCAAAGGUUUUAUGAAGGAUUUUAAGGAUAAGUUUGAGGUGGAAAUGAGGAAGCAAGAGAAGCAAGUUCUUGUGGGAUUGAGUGAACAUUUAUCAGAUUUGAUGAAAGAGGUCACAUGCUUGCGGAAUGAGCUUCAGCAUCUUAUUAAUAAAAAUGAGGAUCACUCAAAAGCUAUCAGAGGAAAUGAGAACUUAGCAUCUCCAAACCGAAUCAAUCUUGAGUUCAAUUUUCCUCACAAGCCAGGAAGGUCUUUAUCUGAAGGUGAUAAUAUGCGGAAUGUGAAUAUGUUUUCCUCAAACGUUGAAGUAGUAGGACAAAAUAAGCAACCCGAAGAUGAACCAGAAGAAGAUGGCGUUCACUUAGUUGCUAAGAUGAUAAAGAAUCAUGAGUCUAUUAUCCGGAGAAAAGCUGAAGAGCUGAACCGGUUGAAGCGAGAAAGGUUCUGGGAAAGAGGGUGUUUAAAAGAAAAGGAUCCUGCUAGCUUGAAAAGAAGAAUCCAAGAAGUUGUUGAAAGAAUGGACAAUUUAAUCAAAUGGAAUUCUAGGCUGCUUGAAACUUUUGGAGAGAAUGGAAAUGAUCAGGGGAAGGAAACUUCUUCGGUAAAAAGGAUACCCAAGUCUGUUGCAGAAAAGGAAGAGAACUUGGGCAUUGACAGUUUGGAAGAUGUCUGGAAGAAAGUGAAUAAUGCUUCAGUUUCUCAUAAUGCAAAUAAAGAACUAGAAAAUGAGAUAACAAUUUUGAAAGAGGAAAAGGAAGAUGGAAAUUUGCUAACCAUGAUAAUGGAAGACACCAAUGCAAUUAUCUUCAAAGGUUUGGUAAGUGAUUUUCACACUCAAUUGCAGGCUUAUGACAUUGAGAGAGAUGAAAAUUUUUGCUCUGCUAUGGAGUCUGCAUUAGUACAUGUAAAAGAUGAAUGCACUUUAAGGGAGGAUGUAUGCGCUGUCUUCUUUCAAGAAAUGUGCAAUGAAUGGAAUGGGAUUAUAGUGAACUAUAGCACUGAAAACUUUCUCAGGGAAAAGAUUUCUUGGAUUGUCUUUGAUGAGACCAUCAGGGAUAUUGUGAACACUGCCAAUUACACAAUAAGGGAACUCCAAGAUGUCCAAGUUCCUGAGAAUUUUACAUAUGGCUCCUCAUCUUGCGAUGACUGGCAGGAAAAUACCGAAUGUUCGGUGAAGGAGAAUGAGUGGAAGAUGGAGGUUGAUUCUUGUGAUAUUGAACAUCUCAUUAGGGAGGAGAUACACCAAUUUGUUUUCGUUGAGGCUGUGAAAGGCGCUUGUCUAACUUUCGCAGACGCAGAAGCUAAGAAACAAGAGAAAACCCCUAUUGCCAAAAUUUCUGGAAGUGGAGAGGAGAGUUUGAUUGAAAAACUGGAUAUGUUACUGAAGUCUUUAGAAGAAGAGGAAGGGCUAUUGUCAAGUAAAAGUUCAGAAAUGAAGGACUACAAUGCGGAAGUCGACCUGGUGAAAUUGGAAACUGAAGAGCUUAAUGAAAAUGAGAUCUUUCAUGAAUUUUUGAAUGAGGAUGAAACUACUUUCACUUCAGUGAGAAGCAAACUUGAGCAAGCUCUAGAACAGUUAUCUACGAGUAAGACAAUAUUGAGUGAGAUGGAACCUAGUUUCGACGCAGAAGUUAGCGACCAAGAAAUUGUUCAUCAUGAGAUAAGUCCAACAGAUAUCAUAGAUGGGGGAAAGUCUUCCAGUUGCCAACAAAAAAUUAACCAAGAUAUUCUUAAAAUUCAAUAUGAUUCUGUUUUUACACCCAUACUGGGAUUUUCACAAGUAUUUGUGGAUUUUGAGCUCCAAGCACAUGAAAAAUUAGGGAACAAUGUUGUGAGGUUAGAAGAGAUGAAACAUCAAUUAGAUUCACUUGUUGAACUUGUCACCGCAAUACGAAAAAGGGAGUUGCUCUACAGGAAGGCUUUUGUCAUUAGAUGCCAGAAUCUCCAAAAGGCUGAAAAUGAGGUAGAUCUGCUCGGCGAUCAAGUGGAUGUACAAUUAGGGGUACUUGAGAAGAUUUACAUGACACUGCAUCAAUAUUCAACUGUGUUGCAACAAUAUUUUGAUAUUUUGGCUUUAAUAGGUACUACUCUGCAGGUCUCAGGAAUAUUGGAUUUGAUCCAGAAAGAACUAAUUGGAGCAGUUCAUACUUCCAGCAAGUGA